CGUUCAUCCAUUCAACUUCUUUCUUUCUUUCGAGUAUUGAAUGUUGUUUAGUCAAAGGGGGUUCAUGAUUUCUUUGAUGUUUUCCACAUGGGUUUUCAGUUAAUCACACAAGGAACCAAACUACUCUUCUCAAACAUUCAUGGCAGAACAAGGGAAUCAAAACCCCAUAAGACUCUAUCAGGCUUGGAAAGGAAGCAAUAGAUUCUUUUGUUGGGGACGAUUGAUCUUCGGUCCUGAUGUGUCUUCUUUAUAUUUGACCAUAGUCUUGAUCGGAGGCCCUGCUUUAUGCUUUUGUAUUAGAGUUUAUCAAAACAUUAAUGACAAUGACAAACAUGGCAAAGAUAGUGAUUACUGGUACAUUGUGCUGUUUGUGGCAGCAUUUCUCACUUGUUUGGAUAUAUUAUUUCUCCUCAUGACAUCGAGUAGAGAUCCGGGAAUAAUCCCACGAAACACAAAACCACCCGAAUCUGAGGAAGCAUUUGAUAUGAACACACCUUCAAUGGAAUGGAUCAAUGACAAAACUCCUCAUUUGAGAUUACCAAGAACAAAAGAAGUUAUUGUGAACGGUCAUCCGGUUAACGUCAAAUACUGUGACACGUGUAUGCUUUAUCGUCCUCCGCGUGCCUCGCAUUGCUCCAUCUGCAACAACUGUGUUCAAAAGUUUGACCAUCAUUGUCCAUGGGUCGGUCAAUGCAUUGGACUGCGUAACUAUCGGUUCUUCUACUUGUUCAUAUCAACAUCAACUGUCCUGUGCUUAUAUGUGUUGGGCUUUUCGUGGGUCCACAUCGCUCAAAACAAAGAGGGCGUUUUGAAGGCUAUGCAAAAGGACAUCUUAUCAGAUGUCCUCAUUGUAUACUGCUUUAUCACCGUUUGGUUUGUGGGCGGGCUUUCGGUUUUCCACUUUUAUCUCAUUUGCACAAACCAGACAACAUAUGAAAACUUCCGAUAUCGAUACGAUAAGAAGGAGAAUCCGUAUCACAAGGGAAUAAUAAGGAACCUUCAAGAAGUCUUUCUAUCAAAAAUCUCUCCUUCGUUGAAUAAUUUUCGGGCGUUUGCGUGUGAAGCUGAAAACGUGGUAGCUGAGGAAACAGGUACAGAUAAUGUGCGGACCUCAAAGGAAAAAAUCGACAUUGAAAUGGGAAAUAGGUUUGCAGAAUCAGAGGGGAUUUCACUUCCUGAAAUUCUACAAAAUCUGCAUUAUGAUGAACUGGAGGGAAACUCAAAAGGCAAGGAGGGAAUUGUUGACUUUGAUAUUCAACCGUCUCCGUUUAUUUUUGAACCUGAGAAACGUGAUGAGGAGAUAAUCGCUCGUGAAACCGAAACUAUGCAUCAAGUAUAGAGAUGAGUCAAAUCAAACAAAUGGUCGAACGGGUUGAAAGUUGCAUAAGUGGCUAUUUCGGGUGUCUUCAGAAUGUGGAAGACGAAUGCAGAAGCCUUUUGCAGAUUAAAUACAAUUCAGCCAGUCAUUCUGUUUCCAAACUAUUAGAAGAGAACUGCAAUUCUGUGAUCAAACAUAUUCAGUACAGAUUAUUUUCAUUCAUUGUUUUCGGGCUUUUUUUUUUUGUUUUGUUCUAUUUGAUGAUGUUGAUUGGACCAUUGUAUGUGUAUGAAAUGAUUUUUUUUUUU
Molecule: messenger RNA, 1626 nt
Organism: Helianthus annuus (common sunflower)
Lineage: Eukaryota; Viridiplantae; Streptophyta; Magnoliopsida; Asterales; Asteraceae
Product: probable protein S-acyltransferase 4
Exons: 7
Coding region: 140-1339 (399 amino acids)
Biological process (GO): peptidyl-L-cysteine S-palmitoylation; protein targeting to membrane
Cellular component (GO): Golgi apparatus; endoplasmic reticulum
Molecular function (GO): protein-cysteine S-palmitoyltransferase activity
Source: RefSeq, a predicted model, not a curated record